AUUGGCAACGGAUUUUUAGUAAACAAUGUAGAUUUUCUUCGUAAGUUAGUGUUUUGAAUGCGAGAAUUUUAUUCAUAAUCAAAUUUAUCUGGAAGAAUUUAAGCCAUCUGAUGAGUUUAUUACGUAAGUUGAAAACUAAAAGAGAUGUUGAUGAAGCUAUUAGAAAAACAAAAGAUCGUGUAUUAGUUUUAAGAUUUGGAAAAGAUGAAGAAAUUGGUUGUAUGCAGACUGAUGAUAUUAUGUCACGCACAGAAUGCUUGUUAAGUGAAAUGGCUGAAAUAUUUACAGUAAACCUUGAAAAUGUUCCAGUUUAUAAGGAUUAUUUUGAUGUAACUCAUAUUCCUGCAACUGUAUUUUUCUUUAAUGCACAACAUAUCAAAGUGGAUUCUGG
Molecule: messenger RNA, 391 nt
Organism: Stegodyphus dumicola
Lineage: Eukaryota; Metazoa; Arthropoda; Arachnida; Araneae; Eresidae
Product: thioredoxin-like protein 4B
Biological process (GO): mRNA splicing, via spliceosome
Cellular component (GO): U4/U6 x U5 tri-snRNP complex; U5 snRNP; spliceosomal complex
Source: RefSeq, a predicted model, not a curated record